AUGGGACGCCCAACUAGUGUUAAAGACGUUGAUCAAACUGAGGUCGUUCAGAAGAUCGCUGACUUCCUGAAGAAAUCCGGCAAAGUCAAGGUCCCCGAAUGGGCCGAUCUCGUCAAGCUCGCUUCCCACAAGGAAUUGGCUCCAGUUGACCCUGACUGGUACUUCACCCGCACUGCUUCCAUUGCUCGUCGUCUCUACAUCCGCAACCCCGCUGGUGAGUUGUUUUUGAUGUUCUUGUUGAUGAUUUUUAGGGGAGCUGAUUUGAGGAGGUAUAUUUCUGAAUUAGAAAGUGAAUUAGCGCAGCGGUUUGUGAUUUGACAUGCUGCUGGGAAGAUUUCUUUGAGAUAUUUUCUUACUAGUCAGGUCAUGCUCAACUUUUUUUUAUAUUCGUAAAAUAAGUGAUCUUUUGAAGACUUUUGUUGCUCACGUGUACUUAUUUUUGAACUAUAGACUCAAAAUUGAUGGUUUAUUUUGGACGUUUGACUAAAAUUUAUAUUACAAAAGAUCAUGCAUCUAAUUUGCUUAUUGUCUCAAUUUCCAGGUGUUGGAGCUCUCCGCAAAGUCUAUGGAGGAAACAAGCGCCGUGGCAGCCGUCCCAACCACUUCAACCGUGCCUCCGGAUCCGUUUUGAGAAAGGCCCUCCAGACUUUGGAAGGAAUCAAAUGGGUGGAGAAACACGCCUCCGGUGGCCGCGUUCUCUCCAAACAAGGCCGACAAGAUCUGGACCGUAUUGCCUCUCAAAUCGUCAACGGAGAUAAGCAGUAA
Bursaphelenchus xylophilus (pine wood nematode) is the source of this 765-nucleotide messenger RNA. The record is from the annotation of a GenBank genome assembly. NCBI's taxonomy places the organism in Eukaryota, Metazoa, Nematoda, Chromadorea, Rhabditida, Aphelenchoididae.